Glycine soja is the source of this 2150-nucleotide messenger RNA. RefSeq names its product probable inositol transporter 2. Lineage: Eukaryota; Viridiplantae; Streptophyta; Magnoliopsida; Fabales; Fabaceae. The record is from RefSeq and is a predicted model, not a curated record. Gene Ontology annotation, cellular component: membrane. The transcript has 6 exons. Gene Ontology annotation, biological process: transmembrane transport. Gene Ontology annotation, molecular function: myo-inositol:proton symporter activity. Bases 204 to 1946 code for a protein of 580 amino acids.
UCUAUAAAUCCAGCUCCCAUCACACAUAUCUUGACUUCUCCCAUGACGCAUUCGCUAAUUUGACCAAUUUAUAUUUUCUUUUGACAAUUUUCUCUGCAGUCUCUUCACCUUUUUGCUAAUGAUAUUGUGUGUUUGGAGAGAAAGAGAACAAGCAUAGUUGAGGUUGAUUGUGUUGUUCAACAUUAGAACAAGAAGAAGACAAAAUGGAAGGAGGAGGAGUAGAAGUUGAUGUCUCUGCUUUCAGAGAAUGCUUGUCUCUGUCAUGGAAAAAUCCUUACGUUCUUCGCCUUGCUUUUUCUGCUGGAAUUGGUGGCCUUCUCUUUGGCUAUGACACUGGAGUGAUUUCUGGGGCUCUUUUAUAUAUCAGAGAUGAUUUCAAAGAAGUGGAUAGCAAGACUUGGCUUCAGGAAGCCAUAGUGAGCAUGGCUCUUGCUGGAGCAAUCAUAGGAGCUGCAGUUGGUGGAUGGAUCAACGAUCGAUUUGGAAGGAGAAAAGCUAUCCUUCUUGCAGACACACUCUUCUUUAUUGGUUCUGCUGUCAUGGCUGCCGCUACCAAUCCAUCUAUUCUCAUUGUUGGUCGAGUUUUCGUUGGCCUUGGUGUUGGAAUGGCUUCAAUGGCAUCCCCCUUAUACAUCUCUGAAGCUUCUCCAACCAGAGUUCGAGGAGCUUUAGUUAGUCUCAAUGGCUUUCUCAUUACUGGAGGACAAUUCCUCUCCUACCUCAUCAACUUGGCCUUCACAAAAGCACCAGGAACAUGGAGAUGGAUGCUAGGAGUAGCAGCAGUACCAGCCCUGAUACAAAUCGUAUUAAUGAUGAUGCUGCCAGAAUCACCGCGUUGGCUGUUCCGAAAGGGAAGAGAAGAAGAGGGUAAAGCAAUUUUAAGGAAGAUUUAUCCACCCCAAGAAGUUGAAGCAGAAAUUAAUACUUUGAAGGAAUCAGUUGAAAUAGAAAUCAAGGAAGCAGAGGCCUCAGAUAAGGUCAGCAUAGUCAAAAUGCUGAAAACUAAAACUGUGAGAAGAGGUUUGUAUGCAGGAAUGGGCCUUCAAAUUUUCCAGCAGUUUGUGGGGAUCAACACUGUGAUGUACUACAGCCCCACCAUAGUUCAGUUAGCUGGUUUUGCAUCAAAUAGAACAGCACUUCUUCUGUCACUAAUCACAUCUGGUCUUAAUGCAUUUGGUUCUAUUUUGAGUAUAUACUUCAUAGACAGAACAGGAAGGAAAAAGCUUGUGUUGUUCAGUUUGUGUGGUGUUGUGUUUUCCCUUGUUGUUCUAACAGUUGUGUUCCAUCAGAGUACAACACACUCCCCAAUGGUUAGUGCACUUGAAACCUCUCACUUCAAUAACACUUGCCCGGAUUACCAUUCAGCUGUGAACCCAGGUGGAUGGGAUUGCAUGAAGUGCCUAAAGGCUUCUCCAGAGUGUGGCUUUUGUGCUUCUGGAGCCAAUAAGCUCUUACCUGGGGCAUGUUUGAUCUCCAGUGACACCACAAAAGAUCAGUGCCAUAAAGAAGAUAGACUAUGGUACACCAGGGGAUGUCCUAGUAAAUUUGGAUGGCUUGCAAUAGUAGGCCUUGCACUCUACAUCAUAUUCUUCUCACCUGGGAUGGGAACUGUGCCAUGGGUUGUCAAUUCUGAAAUUUAUCCCUUAAGGUAUCGAGGAAUAUGUGGAGGAAUGGCAUCUACAUCCAAUUGGGUCUCAAAUCUUAUUGUUGCUCAGUCCUUCCUAUCCUUGACACAAGCUAUUGGGACCUCAUGGACAUUUAUGAUAUUUAUAUUCAUCACCAUAGCUGCUAUUAUCUUUGUUAUUAUUUUCGUGCCAGAAACCAAAGGACUUCCAAUGGAAGAAGUGGAGAAGAUGUUGGAAGGAAGAGAUCUCAAUUUCAAGUUUUGGCAGAGAAGUUCUCGCCAUGCAGAAGAAGUAGCCACACAGAAGACUCAAUCAACUUAAGUCUGUUGUGUUGUAUCAUUUGUAAUAUUGGAGUGUAACUAGGGAAGUAUAUAUAGGUGCGGACAAAGGUAAUAAAAUCGCAGAAUGUAGCUAUUAGAUCAUAAGUAUAUAUAUAUAUAUAUAUAUAUAUACCUUGUUUGUGUGAAUGAUACAAAUUGUUAUUUGGGACUCUUUUGAAGGACCAAAGAAUUUUCUUUUAUGAAA